ACACAGUCCAAACUAAUAAACCAGAUGCCACCAUAACUACCAAAAUCUGGACGUUUGACCUAACCAAGCCAUUCACACCGUGAGUGCGUUAACGAACGCGUGAUCGUCCUUCUGUCAAUGACUAUAUACACAUCUCCCGAACAAAAAAGAUGGAUGCAGUCAUGCAUAGCCAAAAAAAAAAACUGAAAAUAAUAGGAGAAGAAACUGAGAACUUUAAAAAUCCCCGUGCUCCCCACAUUCCCACCCCAUGUCCGGAGCCCGUCGUCGUUGCGUUGCCUCGUUGGUUGUCAACCAGGACCAAACGCCCAGCACACCACCUGGCUGCCUCUCCAUCUUUGGCACUGCCCCCCACAUCGUCCCCUGCCUUCCCCCCGCCCCCACGCAGCACUCCGCGGGCCGGGGCCGCGCGGCCGCGAACGUCGCCACGGUCAUGGUCGCCAUGACGGAGCCGCGCGACCCGCCGACCGGCUGCGCCCUGUUCGGCAUCUACAACGGCAUGUUCCGCCGCCGCCGCUCCGCGUCCAUGACCUCCCUCCACAGGAUCAACGGGGCCGAGGCCGAGGCCGAGGCCGCGGCGCCGCCGAACCAGAAGCCCGCCGCGCACCGCGACUCCUCCCUCGCGCGCCGCCCCAGCGCCAUGCCCGUGCCGGCGGCGGCGCAGAACGGCAGGAGCAGGCCGGCCGCCAAGGCAGCGCCCGCCGCGGAGCCGGCGGCGGAGUACAGCGGCAUGGCCGCGGAGCUGGACAGGAUGAUCCUCGACCACCAGAGGGUCAAGGGCACCGCGCAGCUGGUGCGCGCCACCUCGGGCAACAUGAUGCUGCACCGCAACCUCGGCAACCUGAACGCGGGCGGCAGGGCGGCGAACGAGCGGAAGGCGCCCCACGGGUACGCGUCCUCCGGCAUGGGGAACAUCGUCAGGGAGCCCCGGCCGGCACCUGCAGCGGGGGGCCAGCUGUGCCGGGCGCUGUCGCACCGCACGGACCCCGAGAAGCUCAAGGAGAUGGGCAACGAGGAGUACCGCCAGGGGCACUACGCGGAGGCGGUGGCGCUCUACGACCAGGCCAUCAUCAUGGACGCCAGCCGCCCGGCGUACUGGAGCAACAAGGCGGCCGCGCUCGCCGCGCUCGGACGCCUCAUCGAGGCCGUCGCCGACUGCAAGGAGGCCGUCCGGAUCGAUCCUUCGUACGAUCGCGCGCACCACCGGCUUGCCGGCUUGUACCUCAGGUACCGAGAACCUGACAAAGCCAUCUACCACAUGAAGCAAUCCUCCAACGAAUCCGCGGGCGCAGACGUUUCCCGUGCGCAAUCGGUGAAGAGCCGCAUCGCCAGGAGCAACGACGCGCGCAGGCUCAAGAACUGGAUCACGGUGCUCCAGGAAGCGCAGGCCGCCGUGGCCGACGGCGCCGACUGUGCUCCGCAGGUGAUGGCGUUGCAAGCCGAGGCGUUGCUGAGGCUGCAACGGCACGACGAAGCCGACUCGCUUCUCAGCGGCGCCGGCGCGCCAAGGUUCGGGGUCGACGAGUCGACCAAGUUCUUCGGCACCUUCGGCCACGCCUACUUCCUCAUCGUGCGAGCUCAGGUCGACAUGGCUGCUGGAAGGUUCGAGGACGCGGUGGCGACGGCGCAGACGGCGUUUCAGCUGGACCCAAGCAACCGGGAGGUCUCGGUCGUUCAGAGGAGGGCCAAGGCGGCGGCCGCGGCGCGGCUGCGUGGCAACGACCUCUUCAAGGCCGCCAAGUUCGCGGAGGCGUGCGCCGCGUACGGCGAGGGCCUCGACAGGGAGCCCGGCAACGCCGUGCUGCUCUGCAACCGCGCGGCGUGCCACGCCAAGCUCGGGCGGCACGAGAAGGCCGUCGAGGACUGCAGCGCCGCGCUCGACGUGCGCCCCUCGUACAGCAAGGCGCGGCUCAGGAGGGCGGACUGCAACGUCAAGCUGGAGAGGUGGGAAGCGUCCUUGAGAGAUUACCAGGUGCUGGUCCAAGAACUGCCGGAGAAUGAGGACGUGAAGAAGGCUCUCUCUGAGGUCGAAGCCAAGCUCAAGGGCCAAAGGCAUGGGGCCGCAGCAGCCAGAUCUCAGCACUGACGUCAUGUUUUCUUUACUCUGUCGGCUACCAGAGAAAUCAACCGCGACUGCUUAAGACUUAAGAGGACAAGAUUUUCGAAAGAACAAUUCUGCAUGCGCCGAUGAACAAUUUGUUAUACCAAAUCUGUAUGUUUUUUUUGUCCACCAUAUACACCAAUUUGAAAAGGAGGUCAAGAGAUGGAACUGUACAUAAUACUUGCUCCAGUGUGAUGUAUAGUUAGUUGAAUGCGUUUGGUUCCUUGCGAAAAGAAAGCUGAUGUAUUUGGUUGCAGGGGUGCCGGUGACGGAUCCCAGAGAUUUGUAAGGUUUCAGUUUGGCUCUGAAAAUGACAACUACCGACUGAAGACUCUGCUCUAGAAAUGAA
Molecule: messenger RNA, 2447 nt
Organism: Zea mays
Lineage: Eukaryota; Viridiplantae; Streptophyta; Magnoliopsida; Poales; Poaceae
Product: TPR repeat-containing thioredoxin TTL4
Exons: 6
Coding region: 248-2083 (611 amino acids)
Cellular component (GO): cytoplasm
Molecular function (GO): protein binding
Source: RefSeq, a predicted model, not a curated record